UGAAAUGACGUCAAAGUCAGAUGGACCAACAUCCACCACGACUGCAUCUUGCCUCUUGGUCUUAAGGCGCCUCGAAGCUACAUCAUGGACGCGUACGAGGUCUUCGCUGCUGGAACAGCUAUCUGGUCAGCGCUACAAGCUACGGUCCUCAUCCUGUCGCCAACGCUCGUAGCGACCAUGCUCGUGCCCGAUAUUGCUCUGCAUCGCGUCACAGACCUCGAGCGCUACCUAUGCAAAGCAUUGGGACUGUCUAUCACAGGUCUAUCAUUACUCUACCUACUGCUGUCUGGAUUGAUGCCAUUUGGCGCGUCUAUGAGUGCUUCACAGGCUUCUGGCUCCGUCGCAGCACAUGUUCCUUCGCUUUGGGUCGGCGUCCUCUACAAUGCCUCUAUGUCCUUUUUGCAAUACCUUUGGGGUACCUCCGAGUUCCGCUCAACAGCCAUCUUUUCGAGCUGCGUGAAUGCAUUCUUGGCUGCCAUGGGAGGUUGGAUCUUACUCUUUGCCCUCGACAAGGACGGAAAGAUCAAACACAGAGCAUUCACUGCGGACGGAGGAAAAGCGAGCAGCUUCCCAUUCAAGAAUAAGGUCAGAGAGGAUGCCAAAAAGAAGGCUUUCUAAGCGCUUGGCCUGGGUGGCCUCAAGAAGGCUCAUG
Protomyces lactucae-debilis is the source of this 652-nucleotide messenger RNA. RefSeq lists its product as uncharacterized. The coding region runs from base 85 to 618 and encodes 177 amino acids. Lineage: Eukaryota; Fungi; Ascomycota; Taphrinomycetes; Taphrinales; Protomycetaceae. The transcript has 2 exons. The record is from RefSeq and is a predicted model, not a curated record.